Alligator sinensis (Chinese alligator) is the source of this 4434-nucleotide messenger RNA. RefSeq names its product inner centromere protein-like. The record is from RefSeq and is a predicted model, not a curated record. The coding region runs from base 1 to 2673 and encodes 890 amino acids. Gene Ontology annotation, biological process: metaphase chromosome alignment; mitotic cytokinesis; meiotic spindle midzone assembly. The transcript is spliced from 19 exons. Gene Ontology annotation, molecular function: protein serine/threonine kinase activator activity. Gene Ontology annotation, cellular component: midbody; chromosome passenger complex; kinetochore. NCBI's taxonomy places the organism in Eukaryota, Metazoa, Chordata, Crocodylia, Alligatoridae.
AUGACCUCGGGGAAGGAAGCCAGCCAUUGGCUCUUGCUUUUUGCACUAGGUAUCGCUGUGGGCAGAGCCAUGGUGGAGACGGUGGGUCCCACCAACCUGCUGGACUUCUGCAGCCAGAAGCUGUCGGAGUUCCUGGGCAAUGCCGAGCACAAGCAUUUGGCGUGGCUGCGGGAAAUCGAGGAGGAGGCGGUGAAGAUGUUUGAUAGCAACUUCAGUGCUGAGCCUGGACUGAUGCCCAAAACACCAUCGCAGAAGAAACGGAGAAGGAAGAAAAGCUCCUUUUCUCUGAGGGAGGAGAACAAAGAAUUGUCCAGAAAAAGGUUAUCAAGAAGGAGAAGUAGUCUCAAGUUAACAUCUUCAAAGCAACCUUUACAAAGGCUCCGAAGCAAAGAGGGUCUGGAAAACUCAACUGAUGUAAGGGAAGGAGUAUCAACCCCCUGUAGCACAGCAAAGCUCCCAGCCUAUGCUGAAGCAAAGCUUUCUGUGCCAUCAGACGCAGUGGCUGUGAUGCAGCGAGCAGAAGGGCAGAUUCCCUUGACAGAAAUCAUCCCCAGUAAUCUCCUUGGGCAAGAAUUGGGUGUGAAAGGGGAGACACUUGAAACUACAAGUAGCACCCUGGGGGCCAUCUCAAAGGACUGGUCUCCUAAGAAGACUGAUGUUACUGAACUGCCCCCUAUAUCUGCAGGCCCCAUCUUAGUCAUUCCUGACCCAUCAGAAGCAAAUGAGGCUGAAGAAGCUGAAGUUGUAUCCAGCUUAAGAAUAGCAAAGACGUCCACUCCCAAAAGCAGUGGAAAUGGGGAGGUUGCAGCUAAGCAGAGGCCACCUCUUCAGGACCUAGAGAAGGAGUUUUAUCAGGACUUGAAAGACAGCACAAGGAUCUCCCCAAGCUCCAAACUGAGCCGUCGCUCAGGGCACCGAAGCUUGAUGAGGAGGUCCCACAAGAGCCACAAGACCUCAUUGGCAGAGAAGUAUUCAUUGGCCGGCAAGAGAGAGAACAUGAUCCGUAAAUCUAUCAGCAGGGCCAUUUCAAAGAAGAAGGCAGCUCAGGAGUCAUCCUCAGCCUCCAGCAGAGUGAGUUGCCAUAGCUCCAUAGAUGUGUUCAUGGAAGAUGAUCCAACCAACAGUAUCAGGCCUGGACUGGGAUUGAAUGCUGAAUAUGAUGAGACUCCUGAAAACCAGCAGAAACCCUUCUUUACUGCAAAUGAAAGUGUACUAAAUAGCAGUCCUGUUGCAGUGCAAUCGCCUCGGCCAAAGAACCCCUUUUGGGAAGAGCAACAGGCAGGGAACAGUGAAGAGAGCUGCUCAAAUAAGACUGAAAAACCCCAGAGCAACAAAAGCAAGGAACAGUUCCAGAGUGCCAAGCCCCAGGAGGAGUCCCCACAGAUACGAACACGCAGUUAUAAGCACGCAGUGGAUAACCUGCAUGAUGGGCAGCAGCAUGUAGACAGUGACUUCUCACCUUCAAAUGACAAGAUUACGCAUUCUCCUAUUCUUUCUUCCUCCGCAGCUAGCAAGGUCAUCCGUCCAUUGAAAAGCUUCCUACAGACAGUGCAGAAGAACCAGCUGCUCGCAACCCCAGAGUCUGUAGGGCGCAAUAGUAUCAUGAAAAACCUUAUCAGACGCAAUACUCCCACCCGACCUGAUCCGAAGGGGGAUUUUGUUGAGAAGGAACGGCAGCGGCUGGAGAGUCUGAGGAAGAAGGAAGAGGCUGAGCUACAGAGAAAACAGAAGGUGGAGGAGGAGAAGAGACGGCGAUUGGAAGAAAUGAAACUGAAGCGUGAGGAGCGUCUGAGAAAGGCACUGCUGGCACGGGAGCGAGUGGAACAGAUAGAGGAGGAGAAGAAAAAGAGGAGGGAACAGAAACUCUUUCAUACUGAUGAGAAGGUGCGAGAAGAGAAGGUGGUAGAAGAAAAGACUAAGAAAAAACUAGGCAAGAAGACUGGAGAAGCUGAAGCCCGAAAGCAGAAAGUGCUGCAGAUGGAGGAAGAUGAGUAUAAGCAGCAGGAGCUGUUGCAAAAAAGAGCAGAGGAUGAACAGAGAGAAAAAGGAAAGGUGGUCUUGGAGCUGAAGAAACUAGCUGAACAACGACAGGUGGAACAAGCAGAGAGGGAUUGCAUAAAGCAAGGGAAGGCCCUUCAUCCACAGAUGCAGCUGGCAGUGCUUGCAGAGGAAGAGGAAGAAAACCAAAGGAAGGAGGAAAAGAGCCCACAAGAGCUGGAACAGCAGCAGUGGCAGGAGAAGAAAAUCGAGCAACCAGGAUCGAUUGUCGUUGCUUCCACUAAGUUGCUAAACAUAGUGAUGAAGACCUCUGCCUCCAGCUCUUGCCGAGGGCCAAUGAAGGGCCCAAAAGAAUCCAAGUUCCCCAAGGUAAAUCCAAAUAAUUAUGGGAUGGAUCUGAACAGCGAUGACUCCACAGAUGAUGAAAGCCAGCCCCGUAAGCCCAUCCCCACCUGGGCCAAUGGGUCUCAGCUUAAUCAAGCUGUUACAUACCAGUACUACAACCCUCCAAAUACUGACUUGCUCUUUGGAGUUAUUGCAAGCCCCAAACUGGAGGACAUUUUCUACAAGAACAAGCCACGGUACUUCAAACGUACAAGCUCUGCUGUCUGGCAUUCUCCACCCCUUCCUGGUACCAAACCCACUUUUGGCCUGUCCUACAGCUUCAAAAACUGAGGAUGAGAAAAAUGUCCAUCACACUGCAGUUUGGCACUUCAGUCUGUCAUCUUUUUUGGGGGUUUUUUCUAAUACUGAGAUUUUUCUAAUACUAAAAACUUCAAUUACUUUGGAUAGGUAUGUUUUUAUAGAUAAAGACUUUAAAUAAAACAUUCUAGUUUAGUAAAUAAGCAGGACCGUUCUUCCUGUCUGGAAUUGUGCUCUAAGGGGAAGGAUACAGGCUUACUGAUUUAAAAACAACACUACCCGUUCUUAAUAAUGUGACCACUCUUUUGGUUCUUUUUUGUACCCUAUCCCCUUUCAUGUUUCAUGUGUUGCUGCCAGAUUCUGCUAGUCCUCUCUAAUUAGUGUACUUUGAGAGACAUUUGUAGAACCAACAUCCAUGGGAAGCGCAGCCAUCAAAGGAAGAGCUGAUACCUUUGUCACAGUUUGUGUCCUUGAGAUACCUGAAUCAUCCAAAUAACUUUACCUAGGAUUUUUAUGUGGAGGAGAAUCUCUUUUAAAAGAGUGUGACUUGCUAUGCCUGUGUGGCUCGUGCUGUACAUUCGCUACUCUACACAGUGUGGUCUCUAUUACUGUGAUCUGAAAUUUGAUUUUUGUCUUGGUCAAAACAGAACUUUCUAUCCUGUUUCAUGUGCUUGAAUUAAUCUUUUCCCCAUUCUGACUUUUUUUUUUUUUUUUUUUAAAUAUGUAAAUCCACUUCCAGAUGUUUCUUUGCUGCACAAGCUUCUGAGAUCAGUGCAGUCAUCCCAGACAGGAGAAAUGUCUCCUGCAGAAGCUGUGGACUGAACAAAUGACAUCUACAGGCUUGUUUAUUUAAUGCCUCUCAGUUGUAUACCAAAAGGAGAUGUUCCAGCUGUGUCUAGUCAGAUUGAGGGAAAGGGAGAUUCUGUACAGUCCUUUAAGGAUUUUAAUUUUACUCACUGCUCUUUUCAGCUAAUAGUCCACCUUGACUUUUCCUUUUGUCAGCUGUGCACUGGCUGAACCUAGUUCUCUAGACAACUUGCCCAGGAAGCUGUGGCUGAAGAGGCUCUAUAGUUGGAUGGUGUAAAAGAGCAGAACUGUGCUCUUCUGAAUAUACCUGAGCUUUCAAAAGCCUUACACUGUAGAUCUCUACAUCUCUUCAUUGGCAGGUCAUUAAACAAAGCAGUUGCUCUGCAACACACAGUUCUGUGUCCACUACCUUCUACAGCUGCUGUGCCCAGGAGGAGAAAAGCCUGUUCCCAGUAGAUUAUUUUGUUUGGGGUUUUUGUACGAUUUCCUUAGGUCUGUUCCUGACAUUGUUGAAGCUGUUCUUGGGAAUCAGACAUGGAGUAACUGUCUCUUUGUAUAAUUUCUUCCACAUUUAAGUUGAAGCAGGUGAAAAUGAAAUAGUUUGGAACAGUUCAUGCCUGACGAACACUCCUAUCUCUGCAAGCAUCCUCCCUCAAUGCAUGUUUCAGUCAGCCCCUGUGCUGGGGUGAGGUAACUUUUAAGUAGAGUUGGAAACUGUCAAGCUGGAUUUCUGUAUGUGCUUUGGAAGCUUUUCACGCUGUCAGCUUGGAUUUGAGCUAGGUGAAUAACAGAGCCAGAAGGAAAGGAAGGGCUUCGCUGAUUAGUGUUGCUUUCUUGUUGCAGAGGUACAUUGACAGGUGGAUCAGAGGCACCCUUUUUCACCAGCUUUCUGAGGGCUGGUUGUGCUCUUCAUUAACUCACCCUUUGACAGGUGAAUUUGCUUAUUGGUGCUGACCCACUUGCUGACUUGCAUAGUCAAGAACUAGA